GCUCGGAGCCUGGGAUGGCAGGUGACUCUGGGAAGAUGGAAGACGGCCUCCAAGAGUGGAUCGGCAGUGCCUACCUGUUUGUGGAAUCCAUGAUGGAGAAAGUAAUUCUGCCUGACCUAUACGAAGAUUCUCAGUGGAAGCUGGCAAUAUUUCGGGUCCUUAAAUUGGCACUGGCAGGAUGCACCGGGAGCCAGGACGGAGCCCAGAUUCUAAAGAUCCAUUGCAGCAACCCGAAGCUUAUCGUGCAGCUGAAGUUCUGCGGGCAGGAGCCAUGCAGCCGCUUCCUCCGGAGCUAUCGCGAGGGGGCUCUGCUGGCCGCCCUCCAGGACAGCCUGGUGGCUUUGCUGGGCCACACCCAGGACCUGAUGCUGCACCUGGAGCUUCGCGUGGGCUCUGAGCGCCUGGAUUUGAUGCUUCAGGAGGAGGAGCGCUGCCUGCGCUGCAUCCGACAGGCCAAGCCGGACUGGCUCCGAGACGAGGAGAUAGGUGAGCUGGAGGAUGCUUUCCGAAGCCUGACCUGCGAUCCCGGGGGUGGUAAAUACUUGGCCCCAGCCCCAAAGGCUUCAACCCCGGAGGUCCCAGCCCCGAAGACCCCAGCCCACUUGCUCCCUCAGUGCACACCGCCAAAGACCUUUAUGUUCCAGGGACAGCAGAUUGCUAAUCGUCCUCUGAGCCUGGAGGGCCAACAGAAGUUCGCCCGCUCCGUGGGCCGCAAGUGGCGGACGGUGGGCCGGGCACUGAACUGCCGGGCCCUUCGGGAACAUGACCUGGACUCCUUGGCUUACGAAUAUGACCGCGAUGGGCUUUACGAGCAGGCCUUCCAGCUGCUGCAGCGCUUUGUGCUGGCGGAGGGCCGCCGGGCCACCCUUCAGCACCUCAUCGAGGCUCUAGACAAGAGCAGCCUCACCAGCCUGGCUGAGGACCUGUUGGGGCUUCCGGGGCGCCGGGAACACCAGGAACAAGAAGGGGAAGAAGAUUAA
This is a messenger RNA of Dromiciops gliroides (monito del monte), 980 nucleotides long. Its product is annotated as tumor necrosis factor receptor type 1-associated DEATH domain protein-like. The transcript has a single exon. Gene Ontology annotation, cellular component: tumor necrosis factor receptor superfamily complex. Gene Ontology annotation, biological process: positive regulation of canonical NF-kappaB signal transduction; extrinsic apoptotic signaling pathway. NCBI's taxonomy places the organism in Eukaryota, Metazoa, Chordata, Mammalia, Microbiotheria, Microbiotheriidae. Bases 15 to 980 code for a protein of 321 amino acids. The record is from RefSeq and is a predicted model, not a curated record. Gene Ontology annotation, molecular function: transmembrane receptor protein tyrosine kinase adaptor activity.